UAUAUGUUUGGUCUUGUGACAAAAUAAUAACAGAGAUGGGGAAGUUGUGUGUUUUGGUUAGUUUGGCUGUUUUUGUGUUUGCAUUGACGUCUGCCAAGAGAUACCAACCUAACUGGGAAUCUUUAGAUGCUCGUCCACUGCCGGCAUGGUAUGACGAAGCAAAGAUUGGCAUAUUUCUGCACUGGGGAGUUUAUUCAGUGCCUGCGUUCGGUUCCGCUUGGUUCUGGUACUACCUUUAUCACGGGGUCCCGGCAUACGUAGAAUUUAUGAAGCAGAACUACAGACCUGGCUUUACAUAUCAGGACUUUGCUGCCGAUUUUCAUGCUUCAUUUUUCGAUCCUGACGAAUGGGCUGACAUUUUUCUGGCGUCAGGAGCUAGAUAUGUUGUGCUGGUUACUAAACACCAUGAAGGCUUUACAAUGUGGCCCUCAAAGUAUUCUUUCAACUGGAACGCUGGUGCUGUGGGUCCCAAACGAGAUCUACUGGGUGAUCUCCUUACAGCUGUCAGAGCGAAGGGCAUGCAUUUUGGUGUAUACCACUCGCUGUUCGAGUUCUUCAAUCCUUUGUACCUGGAGGACAAAGCCAAUAACUAUACCACCCGCAACUUCCCAACGACCAAGACAAUGCCAGAGUUAUAUGAGCUGGUCAACACUUACCAGCCUGAACUGAUCUGGUCGGACGGACCAAUGGAUGGCCCGGAAUCUUACUGGGGCACCUUGGACUUCCUUGCCUGGCUCUACAAUGACAGCCCAGUAAAGGAUUACGUGGUGGUUAACGACCGUUGGGGCAAUGACACAAUAUGUCACCAUGGAGGAUUCUGGGACUGUUCUGACAAAUACAACCCAGGGGUUCUUCAGCCUCAUAAGUGGGAGAGUGCUAUGACUGUUGACCGCCACAGCUGGACGCAUCGACGCAACAUCAACUUCGAGGAUGUUCUAUCCCUCAAUGAACUCCUUACUGUCAUGGCCAGGACAAUCAGCUGCGGAGGUAACCUACUGAUGAAUGUUGGUCCCUCCUCUGACGGCCGUAUCAUCCCCAUAUUUGAGGAGAGACUGAGGCAAUUUGGAAAAUGGAUGGCUGUGAACGGAGAGGCCAUUUAUUACUCUAAACCUUGGCACACACAGCAAGACAAUGCUACAAAGAGUGUCUGGUACACAUCCCAGAAGUUGAUAGCCACUACAGCAGUGUAUGCCAUUGUACUGGAAUGGCCCGGAAACAAUACUUUGAGUCUACAGGCCCCCAUCCCCACCCCCUCCACGACUGUUGAGCUGCUCGGCUACCCUGGAAAGUUCCUCAAGUACAUUCAGGGAGCCAUGGGUACCAUGGACAUCCUCUUGCCGAUCCUUAACCCAGUCGAUAUGCCCUCCACCGACGGCUGGGUCAUCAAGAUGAAGAAUCUCAAGAACCAGUAACUGGUGAUGUGAUCUGUAACUCAGUCUACAAAGAGUUUGAAUGUGAGUGUAUUAAGCAGAUUGAGGUUUGAGUGAACUACACAAGGCUUAAGUUUUGUUUUUCAAUUUGUAAAUCCCUUCGUGUUUCAAGAGAAAUCCCUGUCACCAUUUUUACAACGUCAGUGUGAUAACCUGGCAUAUCAAGUUUAUUAGAUUGAAGGGAGGUAGCCGUGUACAGUAGCGUAUAAUGGCCAUGGGUGAUAUUUUUGUACAAUGAUUAAACCCUGUAAUAUUACAUGUAUCAAAAUUAAAAAUAAUUCAACACUAUAAUUGGCAUAAGCAUGAUGAAGUGCACUAUGAGUGCUUCAUAAUUUUUCAAGAAAAAAGAAUUGCAUUUGGUUUCAGACUAUAGUUUUGGCCAUUUACAAAUCUGUGUCUACACAUCAAAAGCUAGCUUUUCAUAAAGUCUAUUGAAGUAUUUUUUAUAUGCAGCACAUGUGUAAAUAUUGUGAAAAAUGCACCAGAAUGGCCUAUGCUAAAAAAAAUGUGAGUAUUUCUGUUAUGGAGUAGGUGAUAUUUAAUAUAAGAUCGGUUUUAAGAAAAAAAUUCUAUCUGCAGGGAUUAAAUUUUGAGUUAAAAAUCAUUGUUUUGUCAUUUUUGUCAUUUUUUGAUGUGAUAACCAUGGUUCCCAAAUCUGAGGAAAACUUUUCCUGAAAAAAAAAAUCAUAUUUAAAAAAAAAAAAUGUAUUUAUAAUGUAGUUUAUAUAUAUAUGUAUAUAUGUAGGAGUGUUGUGCAAGAUACAUCCACUUUUCAUGUUUAUCUGAGACAUGCCCUUUACUCUCAAGGAUUAGGCAAUAUCUACUGUACACUGCUACUUGAAUGAGUUGUUUUAUGUCUGUUUCACAACUGAGUUCAUGAAGAAAACCAUGUUGCAGUCAUGCAGACAUCAAACUCUCAUUAAUUUUGCGUGAAGAAAAUUUACUUCUUAUAUCCCUUUUGGUUCACUUUAAAGAUUUUAUACUGUAAAGUCUAAACCAGUCAAAGCUUUGUGUUGGCAAAUACUGCCAAUUUGUUGUGUUGAUAAAUAAAUGUUAAGUCAUAUUUUCAAAAAAUAUCUUUUCAAAUUUUUGACCGACCAUCAUCAAUUUAUUUAGGUCAGCUAUAUUGUUACAAUUACUCGUAAUGCCUGUAAAUUUAGAAAAAAACUUCUUAGGAAUUUAAUGCCAUUAUUUUGGUGUUGGAAGUUAUGUUGAUAUUAUUUUCAUAUAUAUAUAUUUUUCAAAAUCUCAUUUUUGGUCUGCUGAAAAAGUUAAAAAAAAUUAACUAAAAAUGAUAUCAUAGAAUUGUUUCAUUAAUGUUUUAAAAUGAGAUUAAUAUCUAUUUGGAAGAAAGAGCAUAAUAAAAAUGUUAUGUGUACAUAUUGUACAUAUAAAGUAUAUUUUAUAGACAGUUGCCUAAAUGAUGAAAUUCCUCUGAUUUUGAAAGUCCCAAUGAUAACAACACUGCUUAUAUAUUGUGAUAGCUAUAAACAGAUAGCAAGUGUGCCUUGAUAAAGAUAGCAAUGUAGUUUUUAGUCAUUACUUAAACUUUAUAUGUUAUGAUUUGUAAAUUCUACUGAUAAAAUGAUGACAAAUCAGUAUGUUUGCACAUUCCAUUACUAUUUGCUCAGCGUUUCACGAGAGAGUAUGUUGUACAUAUUUUUUUGUUUAUCAGAAACCGUUGAUUUUAAGAUAAUUGUUAUCUUAUUUCAAUAUUUGCUCACAAUUUUGUAUAUUGAUACUGCUUUCACUGUCGAACUUGUAUGAGGCAUAAUAACAUUACUGUUUAAGUUUGCAUGGCUUACUUAAAUGCCGCAGGACCCUGUUCAAUCCCCUUAUUGUUCUAUGAUAUUAAAGAUAACAUGUAUUUUCACUUAGUAUUCAGUUUCAUGGUAAAACUUUCAGCGAAUAAUUAAUUAAGGUAAGCAAUGAAUAAAAUAGAUAGAUAGAUAUCAAGCAAAUUAAAACAUCUUAACCAUUCCUAACAAUUUCACCUUUUUUACCCUUUUAAAUAUUAAAAAAAUGAAUCUUUCAUAAAAUAAUACCUCAUGAGACCAAUUAAUGUUUUUGUUAUAGAUGCUCAGCCUACUUAGUAACAAGUUUAAUUAUUCAUGUUCUGCAAUUCAAGAAUUCAGAGCUGGCUAAAAGGAUGAGAUUUUUAAAAUCAUUUUCCUGCAGCUGAAGAUUGGUCCUUAACAUGUAUUGCGUGCCCUAGUUGCCAUAGUUGAGAGAUCUGUCGUUGUUUUUUUUUGCUGGAUUCUUUUAUAGGAAGCUUGUUGGUGUGUAUAUUGCAUUUGUUUAAUCAUAGAUCUGACUCCUAGAAUUUGUUUUGAUACGCAAAAUCAUGUGUACUUGUUCAAUACAAAAAAAAAAUAUACCACAUUGUCGACAAUCUCCACAGCAACAGGACCUUCGGAAACAUCGAAACUAUCACUAGAACACACACAAUCCGACAGGAACAUAAACAAAAUGAUCUGUAAAUUUAGAAAUCUUACCAAAUUUAAAAAAAAAAUGUUUUCAAUACGUACAUGUAUGCAUGAGCAUCAAAUGAAGCUUUUAUAAUGUUAAGAUGAAUGUUUCAUCACUUAAAAGGAAUUCUUUAAACGUAAUGUAUGUCAAUCAAUUUUUGGACUCAAUCAUUUAUGUCCUAGGCCUCAUUUUCAUCAAAACGAUCUCAUGCUGAAACGCAGAUUUGGUGAUCAAGACGCAUCUCUUGUUUAAGUGAUAAAUGAUUGAAAUUUCAAUUUUUUUCGAUGAUUUGGAGGAGUUUUGAAAGACUUCAAGGCAAAUAGCAUUUUCUAUGCCAACACUUGACUUUCUGACUGUUUUGCAUGAUUUCCUGCAAGUUAAAAUAACGUUUGUUUGAGCAUAGAAUUUAUGCUUGGUUAUGAGAAAGGUUUCAUGAAUUUAGGCCCCCGACUCGUACUUUUUCUGUGGGAUUCCCCACCUGUUGAAAGACCCACUGUAUCUCUUAGUCAUAGUAUUCAUCAACAUUUUGAGAGAAAGAAUGCUCUGGAUUAGCCUAAAAAUUCUACAAAAGUCACUGUAUAUGAUUGAUUCUGUAGAUAAAAAGAUCAAUUGUACCAUAGUACAUAUUUUGUACCUAGAAAACAUAUGUUGAUAACCUACUGUACUGUAUAUGAAUGAACGUUAUUGUACGUCGUGCAUGUAUAUGUUAUCAUAUGUUGAACGCAAAAACCUUUAUUCAACCUUUGUCAUUGAUGAUCUUUUUAUGUCAUUGUAAGACAAUACAAGGUAAUAGUUAAAACAUGUGUUAGAACAUGUUUAAUUAAGGCGAUAUUUUCUACCAAAACAUUGUUAUUUUUUAAGGAAAAACUGUGACAAAAAACUAUUAUAUUUUGGUAUAAUUAGUAAUUAACUGAUAACAAUGUUUUACAAUUACAUUUGUCAGUACUCCAUGUGUUUCUUUUGAGGAUGACCGAACUAAACAGACGUUCUUGUAGAUUCACAUAUUAUCCUACAUGUAUAUAUCUAGGUAGGUAAUUGUUUUACCAAUUAUUAUGGCCCAUAUAACAAAUUCCAGUUUAUUUAUUGUUCUUGCCUUUUCUUGUAAUACAAUAAGAAUCUCAAGAGUCAUCUCUGUGCUACUGAAGUUUAUUUAAUAAAUGUGUAAUUCGAUUGCUUUCAAAAUCCAUGGUGAAACAAUAUUAAAGGUAGCAGCUGUUAAAACAUGCCUUAACACUCGCUAUAUGUAAAGGAUUUUACAUCAAUUUCAAUAUCAAAUUUGAUUUAUGAAAGACUAUUUAAGACUUUUCGAUUGUAAAAAUGAUACAUGUUUUGACAAUUAAAUCUGACUGUUAUUUUUACAUUCUUAAAAGGUUAUCAACACAGAAGAAGGCAGUAAGGGCCAGUAAACGGCCGAGUAAAGGAAAUGAUAUCAAACACACACAAUUUUAUAAAAAGAAAAACGUCAUCUUGAAAAGUAUGCAUGGCUAUGGCAUGGUUAGUCAUAUAUGUUCAAACAGACUAAAAGUUUUGAGGAAGUUAAGAUUUGCAGAGAUAAUCUGCAGAGAUAUUUACUGUUUCUAAAAGAGAUUGAAGAUUUGUUGUCUUAUAUAAGAAAAAUCCUUGUUCAAAUGCAAACGAAUGGAACAUCCUGUUUCACAUAACAAAGAUAUGUUGCAAAUAUUUGUUAAACAUGAUUUUCUCAGGUUAGUUUGAAGUCUAAACAUCGACAUUUUGACUCCAAACUCUAUUCUUUUGUGACGUCAUGGUCGGUUAGAAGUCGGUGAUGCCAUGAAGUUAUUCUAUACUAGUGGUGUCGUAACAAUUGAAACAAUGGGCACCUACAGCCAAGCCAAUCACAACACUGCUAGAUGCUACUAAUUAUAAAUGUGUGUUCAUAACACGAUUUAUGGAACAGGUAUGACAACACUAAUAAUUGUGUAGUUAUUUGAUAAAUAUAUUUAUUUGAAAAUCUUGUGAUACAGUGUUUGGUGUUUGGUAGUUCGCUUGUAGCUGAUGACCUAUAUAUGAACUUUGAAUCAGAUUUCUUAAUCGUUCUGGUCAAGUCAUUGACAUUCAUAUUGUUUACGUUAUUUUUUUUAUUAAUUCAUAUUAUAUAAAUUUAAGUGUUGUGGUGUAAUAUUUUUCCAUUUUAAUAUAACCACUUGUGCUAUAUAUAUACAUGUACUUUGACAUUCCUUUUUAUAUAGAAAACGAUUCUGUUAUGGUGUGUAUUCCUUUUGAAUUGCAUUUUUUCAAUGUCGAAUUCAGUUUUCCUAAUAAAAAGAAGAAAAAUGCAGUAUACAGGUCGAUUUAGAAAAGCUUUACACAGGAGUGAAAAAUAAGUGUUUCUUUACAUAGAUCUGAAUUGAUCAUGUGAAUUUAAAUUGAUUCAUUAUAGUUAAUUUCAAUAUACAUACCGUACGUAUAUAAAUGUUAAAAAAAGCCAUAUGGACACGUCUUGGUUCUGUAAAAAGAAAUCGAUCUCCUGUAAAUUAUUGAGUGUAAUUUAUUUUUACGCAAUUUGUAACAAGUACAAAUGUAACACAGGGACUAAUAAAGGAACAUGAUAUGAACAUC
Mizuhopecten yessoensis (Yesso scallop) is the source of this 6476-nucleotide messenger RNA. RefSeq names its product alpha-L-fucosidase-like. The record is from RefSeq and is a predicted model, not a curated record. The coding region runs from base 36 to 1412 and encodes 458 amino acids. Gene Ontology annotation, biological process: glycoside catabolic process; fucose metabolic process. Gene Ontology annotation, molecular function: alpha-L-fucosidase activity. Gene Ontology annotation, cellular component: lysosome. NCBI's taxonomy places the organism in Eukaryota, Metazoa, Mollusca, Bivalvia, Pectinida, Pectinidae. The transcript is spliced from 8 exons.